Messenger RNA from Helianthus annuus (common sunflower), 1113 nucleotides. RefSeq names its product F-box/kelch-repeat protein At1g80440. Lineage: Eukaryota; Viridiplantae; Streptophyta; Magnoliopsida; Asterales; Asteraceae. Gene Ontology annotation, molecular function: protein binding. The record is from RefSeq and is a predicted model, not a curated record. Bases 1 to 1113 code for a protein of 370 amino acids. The transcript has a single exon.
AUGGGUUCCAUCACCUCCCCGUCGUCAUCCGCUUCUGCUUCAUCUGAAAAAUUUCCCCGAUCAUCUGUCGGAUCGGUUGUAGUAUCCUCUAAAAGAUUGGAACCCGCUUAUGGAAUAUACGCGGUGUUUUCUUACAAAGAGCACAUAGAUGCCCGUAACACUUCAUGUGUCAUGGGAUGUUAUGACCCCUCGACAAACAAAUGGAGUCACGAGUCUUUCGUUCCUGGGAUGGCCGAGAACUGUGUGUUGAAAAAUUUUGCGAUGGUUUCGGUUGGAACAUCGAUUUAUAUAGUUGGCGGUAGCAUAUACAAUGUUGAAGUGCGGUCACAAGUGCUACGUUACAAUGUUGUCACUAAAGAAUGGUCUACUUGCGCGCCACUUAUUACACCUAGGCACAGUUUUGCUUGCUCGGUUUGUGAUAACAAGAUCUACGUGGCGGGAGGUCAGUCUACCUUGGAUUGUGCGAUGGGCGUGUCAUCCGCCGAGGUUUAUGACGUGUUACUCGAUAAGUGGACACCUUUGCCAUGUAUGAGCACCGCUAGGUACAAAUGUGUGGGUGUGACAUGGCAAGGGAAAUUUCAUGUCAUUGGAGGAUUCACGGGGAACAAAAUGCCCUUUAUGGAUCGUUGUUCAGCUGAAGUGUAUGACGUGGCAAACCAGAACUGGGGGCACGUCAUAGGUAUGUGGAAGUUAGACAUACCCCCUAAUCAGAUUGUCGUCAUAGACGACAAACUGAUUAGUUCAGGAGAUUGUCUUAACGUCUGGAAAGGUGAGAUCGAGACAUACGAUCCAUAUCUUAGCCUAUGGUAUCCUCUUAGAGGAUCCAUGAAGAAGAAUCUGUUAUCAUUUUCAUGCCCCUCAAACGCGAUGAACGACGGGCAAACAUCAGAGCCACUUGAACGUGUAUGCUUAACCAUGGCGCCCAUCGGAAGUUAUUUGUAUUUUAUGGCUGGUUAUAGAACAACCGGAGAUCCUUCGUCGUGUUGCACUAUGUCAUUGGUUCAUAGAUUUGACACGUCAGCAAUGAACAACCAAUGGGAGACUUUUGAGCCGGUAGAAAUAGAAGGGGAGAGAGAGCUUUGCAGUCAUUGUUGUGUCGUUCAACUUCCAUAA